GGGGAAGGGCACAGGUGGAGGAACUGGGUGGUGGCAGCAGAGUCUAAGGCACGGGAGAGAGAGAGCCGAGUGCCAGCCAGCUCCUGACAUCGCCCCCCGCCGCUAGGAGACGCCCAUCGCCGCACGCCCCACAAGACAGCCGCCGCCAUGCACAGGACCAGGAGAACUGCGGAACCCUCGCCCGCCAGUGUGGAAGAGAAGUGGAGGAGGAAGCUGCCUUACCGCAUCUACGACUAUAACUACAAAGUGGGCGAGAGCUACUACAACCCCCAGACAUCGUACAUCGAGGAGCGAGACAACCUGCGCAAGAAGAUUGACCCGCCUGAGUGUGCGUCCUUUGCCGAACGCUUCGCAACCCGUCCCUUCUACGGCAGAGCCUACGGCCUGCCCUACAGCGAGACCCAGGCCGCCCUGAACCAGCCGCUGGCUCACCCCCGGCCGCGAUCGUCCAGCGCCAGCCGCGGCGGCUCAAGAUACGAUCCGGACGACGAGCCGGCCUCUGGCAGGUCAAGCCGCGGCCGUGACAGAGCGCCGCGCGACCGCAAACUCUCCUUCAACCUUGACGAUGAGGACUUCCCAUCAAAACCCAGGAGGAGGUUCUCUCUUGCCGACAGUCUUGACUUCAAAGAUCCGAUUAGCAAGUACAUCGACUCUGACUACGGAUUCAGGUCCUCCCUCGACAAGGAGAAGGCAGCGGACAACAGGAUCGGAGUUCCCACCGUUCUGAGCGAGGCCAUCAGGGACGACAUCAAGAAGUUGGAGAAGCAGUUCAAGAAGGCGGACACGCUGGAGCGAGGGACGGGCGGUAAGCGUAGCCAGAGCUGGACCGAGGUGGUGUUGAACGACGCCAUGGACCUGCCGGGCAAGAAGACAGUCAAGAGAGAGAACGUGGCCUACACUGACCCCGCGACCGGCGCCAGCGUCCGCAAGAGCUCCUACCAGCAGAGCUCCAGAUUCGAGAGCUCCAAGCCGCCCAGGGCUCCGCCGCGGCCCAUGCGCCUCCUCAGCAUGGAAGACUCCCUGUCAGACCUCAAGCCACGCACCAGACGGCGACACGUCAGCAUCAGCGGUGACGAUCAAGACUUCAAUUACUCCUCCCGCAGCAGCUUCAAGAGCGAAAGAGACAGCGGCGAUAGAUUCGGUUCCUCAAAGAAGUUCUUCAGCGAUCGUCGCGCGAAGGAGUCCGAUGAGCUGACGGGCAACAUCAACCGCAUGCUGGACAAGAUGAGGAAGCACAGCGUGGGCGACCUGGACACGUACUCCCUCAACAGCAUGAGCCCAUCCUUCGACAGCCUGGACACCCCUCGGCGAACCAGCUCGGUCCGGUCACGAUACUCCUACGGCUACUCCAAGUAGACUCUCCCCCACGGCCCCGACGACCCCCCGCGGGUGUACCCCCCCCCCCCCAUUGGUCCUAAGUGCGGCGAGAUACGUAUUCCAAACUCUCCCUCGCCCCCGCCGAGCUGUGACGAUCAAGGCUCAACGAAACGAAUCGCCAUAACCCUUUAAACAGCUGAACUCUCCUAAUCGAACAUUUUCAGAUAGCUUAAGCUUCUUAUUAUAUUUUUUCUCAAUUUCAUUUCUUCCUUUUGUCAUUUAAUUUUAGCGGUUUUGACGCGCUAGGCAGCUUCCUGUGACGCCAUCAAUAACGUGUAGAUCUAUUGGAUCCCGUCCCCAGCGAUCCCCUGCAGCAUCCAAUCAUAUCUCACCUUGCUGUGACGUCAUCAACUCAAUCAUUGGACUAACACUUUAAGGCUUCAAUAUCGUCGUAAUUUAGAGGUUUUGUCUUGUUCUCUCCUCGUCCCGCCCCGCGCCUUUAGCCUGUAGGUAGUCUGUGCCACACAGAUUUAAGCAGUUCUAGGAAGUUUAGCCAAAUUAUGUCCCCCGACUCGAAUGCCAGUCUGCCGAUCUGGUGAUAUUGCUCUUGUUAACUAAUUGUAUAUUUUAAAGAAUAAAUAAAAGUACAAUGGCCA
Eriocheir sinensis (Chinese mitten crab) is the source of this 1973-nucleotide messenger RNA. RefSeq lists its product as uncharacterized. The transcript is spliced from 2 exons. NCBI's taxonomy places the organism in Eukaryota, Metazoa, Arthropoda, Malacostraca, Decapoda, Varunidae. The coding region runs from base 148 to 1356 and encodes 402 amino acids. The record is from RefSeq and is a predicted model, not a curated record.